Closterium sp. Yama58-4 is the source of this 2643-nucleotide messenger RNA. The record is from the annotation of a GenBank genome assembly. Lineage: Eukaryota; Viridiplantae; Streptophyta; Zygnematophyceae; Desmidiales; Closteriaceae.
AUGGCUCCUAUUAUUUUCACGGAAGCUGCAGUUUGGCCUGCCAACGAGGGUGAUUUCACCGGCUCCAUGGUUCUCAUGGACGGCUUCAGUCAUGGCGUGGACAACCCCACCAACGGCUGGAGCGGACGAGGUGUUGAAGCUGGCGGACACUACGGCAGCAUCGAUAGAAAACACCAUCCUGACGGUCGCUUUUCAUCGUCGGACGAGCUCGUUAAGGCGGCUCAGGUGCACAGUAGCGACAAUCACGGUGACGCUCUAGCUCAAAUCGGACCUGGACUUAACUGUGCUACUCCGUUCCUCGAAGACGCGAUGUUCGACGGAUUGCUGACCGGCGACGCGGCGAUUCACGACUCCGCAGCAUGGGCGGACCCCCCGCUUCGAUUCGCGGAGGACUUCUUUCCCUCGUCGGAAUACGAUGGUAUCAGAGAUAACUUGUUCCAGCCCGAUAUUUUUCAUACGCCUGACCCUGCUGCUGCCGGGAUUUCUUUGACGAAAGGUCUCCACCAAUCUCCACCUUCAGGGGAACCGGAGCAGGAGGCUGAGAUUCAGAACCAGGGACGAAAUAAAAAGACUCUGGCGCCGCAGGUGGCGCAGGGGAGCACGGGGAAUGCGAACGAGCUGCAGCGGCUGCUGCAGCGGAUAGGCCAGGGUCCAGGGCAGGGCGACGCGCAGCGAUUGAUAGAAUAUCUGCACCUGCUGCAGCAGCAGCAACAGUUGCAGCAGCUGCAGCAAGUGCAGCAGCCGCCGCAGCAGCAACAGCAACAGCAAGCGCAACAGGAGGCGGCGCAGCAGCAAUAUAGGAACGGACAGCAGCAGCAGCGACGAGGCGAGGCGGCGCAGCAGGAGGCGGCGAGCAAGCGACCGUUGGUGGACUCGGCGUUCCACCGCGAGUUCGAGUUCGACAGCUUGCCCGCCAUGCGCGCCGCCGAGAGCCGCGCGCUCGAGCGCGCGCUUACCGCGGCUGACAGGGCAGCGGCCGCGCAAGUAGAUUCCGCCGGUGUGUCACUCCGCGGAGCUGCGGAACCAGCUGCGGCAGCAGCGCCGUUUUUGGCGGGGAUGGGGGCGGACUCGGGGGGGAUGGAGGGGGUGGUGGGGAUGACGGGGGGAACGGCGGGGUGGGCUUCCGCGACGGACGCGGACAUGGUAACGCAGCUGUUGGCGAAUUCGCGAAAGCCAUUGGCGACAGACAUGGACAUGGUGUCGCAGGUGCGGCUGCGGAUGGACCCGUCGCUGCUGGCGUCUCUGGAUGCCAUGCGCGCGCACUCGCAGCACCACGCGCAGCUGCACGCGCUGCAGGGCAUAUUCGGGUGCACGGAGGACGUGCGCGCGGUGCACGCGCCCUCCGCGUCGGACGCGGAGCUGCGCGCGCGCCUGCUGCGCCUGGCGGAGGCGGUGGCGACCAGCGAGCAGGGCGAGAUGGCGGCGCUGACGCGCGUGCUGCGCGCGGACGCGACGCCCCACGGCACGCCCAUGCAGCGCGUGGUGCACUACCUGCUGGGCGCGCUGGGGAAACGCGCGUCGGGGAGCCUCGGGGAGGAGUAUGUGGUGGAGCCGCUGCAGACUGCUGAGGAGGAAGCCCUAAUCCUGGCCUUUGCAGCGCGCAACCCGCUCAUGCAGCACUGCUACACCACCAUGGCGUGCGGCAUCGUGGACGCAGUCGAGCACGACCCCCGCGUGCACAUAGUCGACUUCGCCAUGUGGGGCGGCCAGUGGCCAGUCGUCAUCCGCCAGCUGGCGGCCUCCGCCGCCCGCCGCCGCCGCGAGAGCUGCACCCACGGCUGCACUGCUGCCGGCGCCGCCGACCCAUAUGGCGCCAGCAGUAGCGGCAGCAGGAGCAGCGGCAACAGCAACAGCAACGGCAGCGGCGCAUGCCCUACCUGCACAGGCUCACUCCCCCUCCACAUCCGCUACACGGCAAUCGAACCACCCCCCGGCCACCCCUGGGGCGCAGGCCCGAAAAUCCCCAUCCCGUUUCUGCAGGCGGAGGUGUGCGGCGCGGCGGCGGAGUGCGGAGUGGCGCUGAGCUUCCACCGCGUGGAGGCAAGACCCGAGACGCUACGGCCGCUCAUGCUGGGGAUCGAGCGCGGGGAGGCUGUGGUGGUGAACUGCGCGGGGCGGUUGGCUAAUCUGGCGGACUCCACUGUGCUGCGCUCCAGCCCCAAAGACACUGCUCUCUCGACCAUCCUGCAGCUGGCGCCCAAGGUGGUGACGAUAGUGGAGUGGGACGCCAACCACCGGCAGCCCUUCUUCCUGCACCGCUUCCGCGACUGCCUCGACUUCUUCUCCAACGUCUUCCACUCGCACGAGCACCUCGCCUCGCGCGCCUCCUUUGGCCGCCGCGGCUUCGAGGAGCGGGUGCUGGCGCGCGAGAUGAUCAACCUCGUCGCGUGCGAGGGGCUGCAGCGGCUCGUGCGCGCCGAAACGUUAGACCAGCUGCAUGAGAGGAUGCAGCGCGUUGGGUUUGCUCCCAAGGCGUUUUCGCGGAGGAGUAUGGCCGCUUUGGGGCAGAUGCUUGCCCCGUAUUCAAAGGGGUUUUCGGUGGUGAGUCAUCCGUUGGGGGGUGUGCAGCUGCUGUGGCAGGGCAAGUCGAUGCUUGGUGCAUCCUUCUGGCAGCCUGCGGUUGAAGGGGCGGCCUUUGGCUGA